AUGACUGAGGGAAGCGAAUCAGAUGGCGGUAAUGCCAUAGAGAGUCCGUCAAACACUAUAACGCCUAACAUAUCGAAAGGACAGCUUUUCGGUCCCUUUUCUAAUCCAUUGCAUUGGCUAUCAUUCAAGUCAUGCGAUAAUAAUAACAAUAAUCACUCGUCGACUGAACUCUUUAGGCGAAUAGAAAUCGCCAGACAUUCAGACGAACAGAAUCUAAAAGUAAUUCACAGAAACGGAAACUUUUAUUUCAAAGUUAUUCGUAAUAUCAGUUGUGAUGAGACCAGAGAUGGAGCCGAAAGGCCCAAACUGUACGCCUGGUUUAGCCGCGAACUCGAGGCCAGAUUCCCGACGCCAUCCAUGAGUUGCCUCAACGGAAGUGUCAGAUAUUUCUGUCCGCUUUGUAACGAAGUGUUUCUCUACUCUAAUCUCGUGGUCACUCAUAUACUCUGUGUUUUGUUUCUCUACUCUAAUCUCGUGGUCACUCAUAUACUCUGUGUUUGUCCCAAACGCAUACAAAUCGACUCAAUCCCUGUCCCGUCCGACACCACAUCCACACCACGCCAUACGACGGAACCGACGGUCAAUCAACACGUGUUGGGAAACUCGUCACUGGGAAACGGAUCCGCACCACAAGAGGUCAAACCACCGGCAAAACGGAAACAAGGCUUCGAUAUCGCGUCUCUCGUCAGAGAGGAGUCUAACGAAAGCUUUCCCACAAAUAAACGGACUAAAAGUUCUUCAGAUACCGACAAAUGCGAAGACAAUGUCACGAAUUCCAGUGCUUUUCAUCGGCCAAAGUCGCCACACGCUGUCCAUAAAUCCAAUCAAUUGGUCACCAAUUCAUCGGCAAUGGAUAUGAUAUCGUCUCCACUGAUGACGAGUGCGUUCAAGAAAGUGGACCAUAAGAUGAGUUCUGUUCAAAACCCAUACGACUUCUCAGCCAUAUAUCAAAGAGUGGCCACUUCUUCAAUGUUGCCGUCGACCACAUCGUCGGCCACUCAUCCACUGCUACACCAAAUGUCGUUAUCUGCGCCGCUCUCGUCAUCGCUGUCCACAUCGCUGUCGAGUACAAGCGCUAAGUCGUUGGUGUCCAACACUCUUCUGCCAUAUCUGCCGCCAUCGUUGGCAGCGCUCACAUUCCCGACCACCAAUUGGUGCGCCAAAUGCAACGCUUCCUUCCGCAUGACAUCCGAUUUGGUUUAUCACAUGAGAUCUCAUCACAAGAACGCCAUAACCGGCGAUACCAUGAAGAAGAAGAGAGAGGAGAAGUUGAGAUGUAAUAUAUGUAACGAGACAUUCAGAGAGCGACACCAUUUGACAAGACAUAUGACAAGCCAUCAGUGA
Medioppia subpectinata is the source of this 1344-nucleotide messenger RNA. The record is from the annotation of a GenBank genome assembly. NCBI's taxonomy places the organism in Eukaryota, Metazoa, Arthropoda, Arachnida, Sarcoptiformes, Oppiidae.